Molecule: messenger RNA, 1526 nt
Organism: Dendronephthya gigantea
Lineage: Eukaryota; Metazoa; Cnidaria; Anthozoa; Malacalcyonacea; Nephtheidae
Exons: 2
Coding region: 396-1526 (376 amino acids)
Source: RefSeq, a predicted model, not a curated record
AUAUCUUUCCAUAAUCUGGUGAUUUCUGCUUAUGCAAACAUAAGAUUUUGGAAAAUCACCUCGACACACAAAAAACUCAACAUUUUCAAAGCCGUUUGCUUUGGGGGAUUAACAUAAUAUUAAUUUCAUGCACCAUUAGGCUCUUAAUGAAAUGUACAUUGUCCUUAUUGACAAUGCGUGGUGUGAGGUGUUUGUCUUGACGGAAAGUAUCAAAACUGUCUUUGAAAUUCGCCUAUUUAAUGCCAAACCGGUCAACACUUUGUAAUUCAAAUGACAUAAAUAUCGCAGUGUGCAUGUUUGCGCGGUAAUCAGCCGGGCAACGACUUUCGUUGAAGUUCGUGUUAAUCGUGGACUGACGUUGGAGCCAAGGACUUUAUUUGGUAUAGGAGUUAGACAUGAACGGUGAAGCGAAUAUCCAACGGAAAUCAAAAAGCGUUGUUUUAUGCCGAUCAAGGAAGCAACCAGAUGGCAAAGAAAUACAAGGACUCGUCUUCGACCAUCCUUCCAUGCCGAAAAUCGUCACGGUCUCAUCUGUUCCUAAGAAAUCCGGCGAAAAAGUACGUAGCGGGGAAACAAACCCUACCGGGGGAAAACGACAUACCGGGGAAACGCACCUUGUCGAAAAUAGUUCCCCUACCGGGAGGAAAUAUCCCACCGGACGUCCUCGUCAGAGACGAUACCCCGUCGGAAAUUUGUCCCUGGAAAGGUUCGAUACCGGGUAUUCCAACCAACGGGCAGCAACUACGCAACAUUAUCCGACCGUACAAAGGUCCCCUCCAGCGUUGAUUCACACACCAAGCCGUUAUUCAACAGAACAGCGGGUUAUCUCCCCUCAAACGGGAAAAACAAAUGUUCCCUCUCCCCCCUUUUACAAUGGCCGUCCAAUUCCUCCUACGAUAUCCAAAGCGCACAAUAUGCAAAUGCAAUACCCUCGACACGCAGCGAAUCUAUCGCCACGCACGCAGGAAGCAACGAUAAGGCGAAACUCCACCGGCACAUUUCGGUCCCAUCCGGAAAACGUCGUCCCACUUCGGCAGAACAUCGUACAGCACCCGAAGAACGCCGUUCAGUAUCAAGAAAACAUCGUACUAGGCACGCAAGAUCUAACACAACAUCGGCAAAGUAUCGGCCAACAAUCGGAAAGCGGUAUCCAACUUCGUCAGAACGUCGUACCGUACUCGGAAAACGGCGCAAGAGCUCGACAAUACGCGCGUCAGUUAUCCAUGCCGUCUUCCACAGAUAGAUUCUCAAGGGACUUUCAUCUAAAAGUUUGGCGCCAAAGUCACGAUCGUGCUGCAAGGGAAUGGUAUCCACCUGCUUCCGGGCAAGAACAACCCGCACACCAGCCACUGGCCUCUAAUCAUAAUCUGGAGGUACUCCGCCAUCGGUCAUUGUCCACCGGUUCGCAUGAACGACCAGGUCUCGUCCACCGAAAUGAAAUGGUUGAAAAUCCACCCCAUCGCGAGACACACCCACAACCCAUAGGCCAAACUCUACCCGUCGCGAGACACACCCACAACCCAUAG